CAUCAAUAUGUUUAUUGUGUGCGAUCGAGAAAGCUCGGUUUCCAAAACUGUCGGGAAAAAACGUUUUCUUGAGAGAUUUUUCUCUUCUCUGCACCACAAAUCGAUUAUGUGCAUAAUCGGUAAAUAAAGCAAGGGAUUCAAAUAAAAUCAAAUUUAUUAGUAAAGUGUGCACCAAACGAUUCGAGUCUCAAUUGAAGUUAUCUUGUAAUAUGGAAAAUAAGAGAAUAUUAAUUGGACUUUUCUUCGUGUUACUCCAAGCGGCGAGCGGAAAGGGGGCUGACCCCGCUCUUCCAUUUGAUAACAGGCCAUUAAAUAUAUAUGUCGAUGGAGGUAAGGAAAUAGACAGUUUCUUAAGUUUGGCCAAAAAAAUCGAAAAUACGCAAAGCCGAAUAGAAGGUACACUGGAUAGAAUGUCCGCAGAAAUAAAAACAAUGGCGGAAAGAAUUUCUGCGGAAGCCCAAGCAACAGAGGAAAGGUUAAAUCAACGAGUGACAGCGGAGGCCAAAGCAACAGAGGAAAGGUUAAAUCAACGAGUGACAGCGGAGGCCAAAUCUACGGAAGAAAAGUUUAAUCAACGAGUGACAGCGGAGGCCAAAGCAACAGAGGAAAGGUUAAAUCAACGAGUGACAGGGGAGGCCAAAGCAACAGAGGAAAGGUUAAAUCAACGAGUGACAGCGGAGGCCAAAGCAACAGAGGAAAGGUUAAAUCAACGAGUGACAGCGGAGGCCAAAUCUACGGAAGAAAAGUUUAAUCAACGAGUGACAGCGGAGGCCAAAGCAACAGAGGAAAGGUUAAAUCAACGAGUGACAGGGGAGGCCAAAGCAACAGAGGAAAGGUUAAAUCAACGAGUGACAGGGGAGGCCAAAUCUACGGAAGAAAAGUUUAAUCAACGAGUGACAGCGGAGGCCAAAGCAACAGAGGAAAGGUUAAAUCAACGAGUGACAGCGGAGGCCAAAGCAACAGAGGAAAAGUUAAAUCAACGAGUGACAGCGGAGGCCAAAGCAACAGAGGAAAAGUUAAAUAAGCGAAUGUCUGUAGAGAUGGAAGCUAUAGAGGAACGCUGGAAUAAGAAAUUGUCUGAAAUGAGCAUCCAGCAAAGACAAAGAAAAUCUGGAGAAGUAAAUGAGUUAAGGAAGCAGCAGAGAAAGAGUUCAGACGUUGCAAUAUCCAACAAACGUCCAGCAGAGCUUGCGUGCGAUGCAAUAAGCAAGGAUUUACGAUCGAGUGGAUUGGCCGAUAUUACUGGUAAUCCCUACUAUUCCUUUUGGUUUUAUAAAACUCAUAAUGGAGGUCCUCAAAUUUGCAAUGGCGCUUUGAUCGACAAACGUUUCGUUUUAACUUACUCAGAUUGCUUGUUUAAGAACGCAUUUAUAGAAGUAAAAAUUCCUUUCACUCCAGAGCACAAGGGAAUUAAGUCAAUUCACAUACAUCCCGACUACUCAACUGAAACAGCUUCACUUCACAAUAUUGGCUUGGUUGAAUUGGACAGUGAUGUGGAGUACAGUCACGGCUUGUAUCCAGUGUGCUUAUACACAACCCAGUCGAAUCCAAAGAGUAACUUGAUAUUAAGAUACACAGAAGUUCAAAUUGUGGCGGAUACUCAAUGUGAAAAAAAGAACACUACAUCUGAAGUAUGUGCACAGAACAUAGAAUUAGGUUGCAGUUACACUGGCGAGCCGAUAUAUUUUGGAAAGAAAGAAUUCCCCAAAUUUUAUUUGUUUGGAAUUGUAUUCAAGAGAACUUGCUAUCGCAAACCCUAUGUGAUAACGAAAGUAUUUGAUCACUUAGAGUUUAUAGAAGGCAUUGUAUGGCCGAAGAAAGAUUAUUAAAUUUUGAAUGUAAAAAAAAUUUCCAAAUAAUAUGGUAUAGAAAUAAAGGUCAAUAAAGGUCCAUAAGUAAUUUGUAGAAA
Molecule: messenger RNA, 1909 nt
Organism: Zeugodacus cucurbitae (melon fly)
Lineage: Eukaryota; Metazoa; Arthropoda; Insecta; Diptera; Tephritidae
Exons: 22
Coding region: 210-1829 (539 amino acids)
Biological process (GO): proteolysis
Molecular function (GO): serine-type endopeptidase activity
Source: RefSeq, a predicted model, not a curated record